This is a messenger RNA of Rhinocladiella mackenziei CBS 650.93, 1176 nucleotides long. RefSeq lists its product as uncharacterized. The coding region runs from base 1 to 1176 and encodes 391 amino acids. Lineage: Eukaryota; Fungi; Ascomycota; Eurotiomycetes; Chaetothyriales; Herpotrichiellaceae. The record is from RefSeq and is a predicted model, not a curated record. The transcript is spliced from 5 exons. Gene Ontology annotation, molecular function: FAD binding.
AUGGCUUCGGCAACGCCACUAGAAGUAAUUGUGGUAGGUGCGGGAUCUACUGGGCUACUCCUCGCACAGGGCCUGAAACAGAACGGUAUCCGGUGUACUGUAUUUGAGCGAGAAGAUCAUAUGACUUAUCAAAAUCGAUCCCGAGAGUGGGGCAUGACCUUGCAUUGGGGUGCCGAGUAUCUCUCCAAGUGUAUUCCCCCAAAUUUAGUGGCCAAACUCGACGAGAACAUCUGCUGUGACCCUUUCUUCAAAGGUAAAACCACAUCAUUACCUUUGUACAAUGGCGCGACGGGUGAAAAGCUCUUUGAGAUGCACGGGAUGGAUCCGAGGCGAGUGUCGCAAAAGAAGCUGGGAAACUUUUUGAGCCAGGGGAUUGACGUGCAGUAUGGUAUGAGGUUGGUAUCCGUCACAGUUGAUCCAGGUCAUUCUGUGACAGCCGUCUUCGAAGAUGGCACGAGUGCUUCUGGCUUCGCUCCUGGGUUGGCGAAGGAGGAGUACAUGGACAUCCAAAUGUUUAACGUCAGCUGCACGUUCCCCAAGGAAACGGCAGAGUACUUGCGCACGAUUCACCCAAUUUUCAAGAACAGUUAUCAUCCCGAUGGAUUUACGUGGUGGAACUCCAUCCAAGACGUUGGCGAUCCGGACAGACCAGAGACGUGGCUCUUUCAGAAUCUUUUGUCCUGGGCCGGCGCACCAAGAACAGAAGACCUUCCUGAUCAAGAGUCCCGGCUCAAGUUUUGGCGCGACAGGGGUCCCAAAUACGCUGAGCCGUGGGCAACGAUCGGCAAACAGCUCCCGGAUAACUUGGUGUUUCCUACAGAUCGUACCAUCGUGUGGAAGCCAGACAUGGAUUGGUCGCACUCACCUCUUUGGCCAAGAGUAACUCUCGCGGGUGAUGCCGCCCACGCCAUUCCGCCAUUUCGAGGCCAGGGAUUGAACAAUGCGUUGCAAGAUGCUGCAAAUUUGAUCGACAAGCUCAGAGCCUUUGACACUGGUGCUCAAUCGUUGAGCGAGGCCAUCGCUGAUUACGAGAAAGAGAUGAAGGAAAGGGCAAUGACAGAAAUGAAAGUGUCGAUUCUCCAAGCGGAAACGGUCCAUACUUGGGACAGAUUGAUGGAAGCUCCGUUCAUAAAACACGGAAUGAACAAGUAUCAGGAGGAACAAGAGGCCAAGUAA